Molecule: messenger RNA, 852 nt
Organism: Neohortaea acidophila
Lineage: Eukaryota; Fungi; Ascomycota; Dothideomycetes; Mycosphaerellales; Teratosphaeriaceae
Exons: 1
Coding region: 1-852 (283 amino acids)
Source: RefSeq, a predicted model, not a curated record
AUGAGUGACGAUGCGAAUGAAGCGCUGACUGCUACUGCGCCGAACACUACGAACAAUUUGCCGCCUCUCGUCACACACUGGGACCUCAAUAGCAACAAUGCAGCAGGGCCUUCCGACACCCGCUACUCAACUCCAUUGGGAAUAUUCUAUGACUCUGAAGGAUCGCUGGAUCCCAGCUUCUGGCAGAAUUGUCCUCACGACCACCCAAAUAUCGCUACAAUGCUGACUCCUGACUCUGUUCCGAGAAGCGCAGUCUCUUGGUCUGGCGAGACCAUUUCGCCGGUGUCGCAGACGCAGCCGCCACUUUUUCCGUCGAUACCAAUGGCGGCGAAUGAUCAAAGAUUCGCUGACCAGUCCCAGUGCUACCCGUUCAGCUCUGCUGGUGACUUUACUACUGUCACGAGCGAUGCCUCCACGCUGAACGUUCCUUCAUCGUUCUGGCCUGCAACAGACUCGUCGAUGAUGGAUUUCUCGCCAACAACCACGAACCUUGGCCAAUCACUGCACACGAUUGAAAGCCUUAACGAAAGCAACAAGCAGCAUAUCAACCAAGUAUUCCCCACAGCGAACGACAACAUUACGAGCAACUACCCAUCUGCUACCCAAUAUUUCGCACCUCAACACUCCAACCUGGCCCCGACAAGCAUGCACCACUACACCUCCCAACCACUCUACCUCACCCCACCCGACGAACCCGGCGGCUGGCCUGCGCAACUCCAAAGCUACCAUGGCUGGACGGAGGCAGAAGUGUACCAAGCUACGGCGCGGGCGCUCGCUGCGCAGCAGGAGCAUUCGGGGGCUGCUUUUCCUUCGCAAUGGGGAGGCGAAGGUGAAUCUCAAGGUAUGGGGUAA